AGAAAACUCGCCGUCGCUGUCAAAAAGAGGAAACGAUUGAGAAGAAAAGUUUGGAGCUUGGCUGUGCGAGUGUGCAGAAAAUUUCGUAAAAGAAAAAAAAACCCCUAAAGCCAACUAACUAUACACAUUUCCAGUGUCCACAAAACGGACGGCGAACGAAACCGCAACGGGUGUGGUGCUCGUGCUGCAGCAACUGCUCCUCCAACGGUGGUGUGGUGUCUCUUUUUGCAGGGAUUUCUCUCCUCACGGCUGGGCUGUUGCCCGUGCCGAGCCCGCUUCCCUCCAUGAUGGCAGCGCACAGUUGAACGCCUUUGGCCGCGGUGCAAAAAAUGUUUCUCAGCUAAUCAUUCUUCUUUCUUCUUUCUAUAUGAUCGCGCCCGCGCGCGUAUACUAAUGGUGGUGUAAAUUGCGCCCGAAUUUGUGUGAAUAUAUCGAAAAAUUAAAUCAAAACGCCGCUCUAAACGCCGAAACCGACCCACUGCCAAUCUGAACUUUGCCAAAUCGAUCGGUUUGUGUGAUUGUGUGUGUGAACUUUUCCCUCCCCCUCUGCGGAAUCAACAUUUUGCACCUGGCCGUGGUUGAAAAACCACUCUGUUUGUGCCCCGAUACUGUGUGUGUGUGUGUGGAUGUGUUUGCCGUGAACGGUGGUGGCUUUGCUACUGUUCCGUGGUGUGUCUGGUGCGACCGUGCGCCCUGCUUGUCUGCCCCCGGAUGCCGUACAUGUAACCUCCACACCCAAACGCCGCAACAAUGAUACAGACCAUACAGGAUGUCAACGACUGCGUACCGCUGUACCUGCCACACAGCUUGUACCUCAAGCCGUUGGCCAAGUUCAACAUUUCCGUUGCACUGCCCGCCUCCAUCACUGGCAAAACCAUCUCCAACUAUGACGUUAUGGAGAAGAUGCGCCAGAUGAUACUGCCGGACAAGUUCUCCCUGCUAAAGGUCUCGAAGAGCACCGUCGGUUUCAUACGGUUCGAGGGAGAGCUGGAGGAUAAGGGCAAACUGAAAGCCGUCCUGUCGCGGCUCGACGGCCGCCCGCUGCGACUGACCGGGUUCGACGAGUCGGUCAAGGUGCGGGCAUCGGAAGCGAAGGACGAGUUCCCGACCCGGCACGAUUGGGACUCGUUUUUCCGCGAUGCCCGCAACAUGGACGAGAUGAAGGCGGGCGAACGGCCGGACACGAUCCAUUUCAGCAAUCUGCCAAUCAAGUGGUUCUGCCCGCGCCAUGCCGAGAACGAGGACGGUGCUAAGCCGAGCGAGAGCAUCUUCAAGCGCAUCUUCGAGAAGUUCGGCGAGGUGCGGGCGGUCGAUAUUCCGAUCUGCGACCCGUACCGGCCGCAGAUGAAGGCGCACAUGUCCGGCAUGAAGAAGUUUAGCUUCGAUCAGGAGAUGUACUUCGAAGGGUAUGUGCAGUUCUCCGAGUACGUCGGUUUCGUGAAGGCGAUGGACGAGUUCCGUGGGAUGAAGCUGGUGCGCAAGGAGGGCGAACGCAACCUGGCCAUGACGAUAGCGGUGGACUUCGAUCGGACCAAGCAUCUGAGCGACGCGACGGUGAAGAAGCGCCAAAUCGUGCGCGACCGACUGAUUGCCGCGGAUCGGGAGAAGGAGGAGCUGGAGAAGAAGCGGGUGGCCGAGGAGGAGGCACGCAAGGAGCAAGAAAGAAAACGGCAAGAAGAGUUGCGUCAGGCCGAAAUUGAGCAGCAACUACUGCGCGAACAGCGGCGCAAGGAAAAACACCUGCAGAAGCUGCGACAGAAGGAAUCGGACGAGAUUAAUCAAAAGAUCCGGUUGGAGGAAAAGAAACUGCUCGAAGCGCAGCGUAAAUUGGAAAGCAUUCGUCUGCUCGAUGCACUUUUCGAUCGUAUGAAGCUGAAGCAAUCGCUAGAAAAGGGCAAGCGAAAAAGUAUCGUGUCCAGCGAUGGAGAGGGCAUCGACACGAUGAGCACAUCGUCCAUAAAAGAUCGACAAAAGAAGGCCAGCAAGCUGAAGGCGACGCAGGAGAAGGAGCUGGAAAAGAUGCGCCUGCGGCUGAAGCAGGCAAAGGACGGCAGCGUGCUUAAGAAGGUGCUCAGCACGGGGCUGGGCGUGAAGGUGGAACGAUCCCGCUCGCCCAGCAUCAACACGAUCAGUUCCGACGAUGGCAUUCUGAGCGAUACGCCGCGCACCAAGACAAAAAAGAAACGCAAGUCGCAAACGAACUCGUCCAAAAAGUCGGAUGGUUCCGGAUCCUCUUCGUCCGACGGCACGGACGAGGAGGAACUGCUAUCGGGCGAUGAGAAGGGCAAACGCGAGGAAGAACCACCACCGGUGCAGGCACAGUAUCCGGCCCAAUCGAUGCCGUACGAUCGGGCGGUUGGGUACGGUCAUCCGAUGGUCCCGACGGCGGGCUAUCCGCCGGCCAGCAUGUAUCCGGCAAUGGAAUGGCCCGGCAUGAGCUAUCCGUACACGUACGAUCCAUUUUACGCCCAGUACUACAGCUCCAUGGCCUAUCGGGGUGCGUAUCGUACUGCAACCAGGGGGCCACGGUAUCCCCGUGGCGGACAGGGCGGUGGUGUGUCGCGUGGACGCGGUAGCGGCUAUCGAGGCCGGGGAGGGUAUGAUUAUUACCGUGGUGGAGGAGGGCGCGAUGAUUACGAUGAAGGUCGAUCGUACUCGCGUUCCAGAUCACGGUCAAGGUCACGGUCGCGGUCCCGCUCGCGGCAUCGUCGCCGCAGUCGCAGUCGAAGCCGUCGUUCACGCUCACGAAGCAGCCGUAGCCGUAGCCGCAGCCGCAGCCGUCGAAGAAGCCGAAGCCGUCGGUCUCGCUCCCGCUCCAGCUCACGAUCCCGGUCGAGAUCACGUUCGCGGUCCCGUACAUCCAAAUCCAACCAUCGGCACAGCCGUAGCCGAUCGAAAUCACGAUCCCGGUCGCACAGCCACCGCCGCAGCAAGCGGACACGUUCGCGCUCGCGCUCGGAAGAUCACGCAAAGAAGGUGGCCGUGCAGAUGUCGAAACCGACGUCGAAAAAUCUCGUCUCAACCAUCCGCGGGGCAACGCCACCGUCCCGAUCGCGUUCCCGUUCGCGGGGUCACUCGCGCUCCAAGUCGCGGUCCCGCUCACACUCCCGCUCGCGCUCCAACUAUAAGCAUCGCUCCUCCCGACGCCAUCGAUCGUCCCGGUCACGGCGCGAUGGUUCCGAGCGGGACCGUUCGAAACCGCCGAAGGAACCGCCGGAACCUGCCGAACCGCCGCUGGUGGUCGGCCCGAUCGGACCGCGAUCGCCACCAGAACCGGCACCCCAAAUGCCACCAGCAGCAGCUCAAGGUGAACUGGAAGCAGAAGCUGGAAUGGUCGCCGGUGGUCCGCCACCACCACCCGAGCCACCGAACGGUAUCGGUGCCGCUAUGGACGAUGAGGACGAGGAACCGUCCAUGGUGUCGGAAUCGUUCAAGAAGCAUCGCAUCAUCGUGCGCACCGAUACGCUCGGCGCGAAAACGACGAAAGAGAUCGAAGAGGAGGUGCGCGAACGGCUGUUGCGGCAGCAGAUGGAGCGCGAGCUCGAAAAGCGCAAAGAGCGCGAACUCGAGAAGCAGAAAGAGCGCGAACUGGAAAAGCGCAAAGAGCGCGAACUGGAAAAGCGCAAAGAGCGCGAGCUCGAGAAGCACCAAGAGCGCGAACUCCAGAAGCGCAAAGAGCGCGAGCUGCAGAAACGAAAGGAAGCCGAACGGGAGGAACUGGAAGACGAGGAAGAGGAGGAAGAAGAAGAAGAGGAAGAGGAAGAGGAGGAAGAGGAGAGCGAAGAUGAGGAGCGGCGUAGACAGCAGCGCAAACAACAGCAGGCCGCCGCGAACGCAUCCGACCGACGUGUUCGUAAUCACGCAAAACCUUCCGAACCGUCGGUGCACGGAAAUGGACAAAAGCGCAAAGACGAGGGCCAUCGGAGCAGGAGCGAAAAGGUGCCGGAGCGCAUCGCAAGCCGGCAUCGACCGAAGCGGUCCGAUGGUCGCUCGAACGGGGAGAAGGGCGCCGCUCGCCAUGAAUCUUCCUCCUCGUCCGACUCGGAGGAAGAGGAGGAGGAGGAGGUAGAGGAGGAAGAAGAGGAAACGUCGGGAAGUAGCAGCGGGGAAGAGGAGCUCACCGAUCCCAGACGCCGAAGAGGAGCUGCCGAUCGACCCCGUAUUCCCCCCUCGCCGCCCAUGAGUCCCCGCGAGCGACGGCGCCGACGGUUUGCCGAUGUGCCGUCCUCCCUGGACGACCGAAGGCAUGGCAAAGAGCUGGACGGCAGACACACGGCGCUGGAAGAGAAGCGGGCCCGCGUGCCGAUACGCCCACCGUCCGGUCGCGGAAGGUCUCGCGAGGAUCGGCCACUGGAGCGUGACAACAACGGGCGCCAGCGUCGCUCGCCGAGCGGCGGCGCUAGGGGACGGCAUGGGCAGCAAAUGCGGCAGCGUAGCCGAAGCCGCGAGCAUCAUCGCAAAUCGUCCCACGCUCGGCCGGACGAGCGCAGAGCGCCGGGCAGCAGUGGCGACGAGGCGCACGUACGCCGGAGAGCAGGGGGUGAAGUGAGGGUAGGGAGCAGACACCACGGUGGCUACCGUGCGAGUCGCCGUUCGUAGUAAGCGCUCCCUGUUUGCUGAGUGGUUCGAGCACCGAGCAGAGGGGGGGGGCACAGUUGGGGCAGUAAGCGCAAUGUUUUAAAACAGCAAGCUAGCGAUAGAAUAGAACAAAACUUUCUCCGAACAUUUACUUUACACCCGUUUAGAGCGGGGAAGGGUUUUCACGAACAGUCGUGAACGAUCGUGAACAACAUUGACUAGAGGACACUAGCAAAAUGGGGUAGCGAUACACAUUUCCCAUUUUGCGACCGACGCCGCCGACUCACUGGUAGUAGCAAAAAGCACUGAAGUAGGGCUAGAGAACAGAGAGAUUUGAUGACCGACGGCACUGCCCUGUGCGAGAGUGCGAAUAACAGUGUGUAAAAGUGUAUAACAUAACGUGUAUGUUUAGGUAAUAAAUCUUCUUUCUCCGAUUUAAUGUC
Anopheles coluzzii is the source of this 5021-nucleotide messenger RNA. It is a transcript of the gene Xe7, whose product is annotated as A-kinase anchor protein 17A. The record is from RefSeq and is a predicted model, not a curated record. The transcript has 5 exons. The coding region runs from base 751 to 4599 and encodes 1282 amino acids. NCBI's taxonomy places the organism in Eukaryota, Metazoa, Arthropoda, Insecta, Diptera, Culicidae.